GGUAAUGUCAACAACCUACCGAUCAGAGGUUUGACAUCUGUUUGUAUAUUCUAAGAUUUUCAUUUAGAAAACUAAAUUCAUUGCUUCAGAUCGUUCAUUAAAUCAAAAUUCAUUGUCAUUUAAUCAGUAUUUUAAGCAAUGAAGAUCUAUAAAUAGAUUUGUUUUUAUUUUUCUGUUUUGGUUAUUUAUGCAUAGUACGCAUUUGUACGCGUUCUUCAUGCAUCGUAAUAAGUUAAUUUAUUAUUAAAGAAGCAUGUGGCAAAUUCAUAACUUCCUCCUUUUUAUCAUAAAAUAUUUCCGCUGUUUUUUUACUUCUUUAUGUGCAAUUUGUCUCAUAUUUAUUGGAUAUUCAUUUCUCUUCGCAUCAUCAAAAAUACAAUCUGUGUCUUCACCUACCUGUGAUUUUUACUUGCCUAGAGUAAAAAUAUUUGGUGUUAAGAAUGGAGAGAAGACUCUAGCCAUUGUUGAAACUGUUUUCCGUGACCUUGGGUAUACUGUCCAAACUAAUGAUAGCCUGAAUUGGGAUGUUUUAUGGUCAUAUACAUAUCCUUUUUAUGUAUUGGAGAAGGAAUUAUCUUCUUUGAAGUCUUAUCAAAAGGUAAAUCAUUUUCCAGGAAGUGGGUUUAUCACUCAAAAGUCUAAUCUUGCUUCUCUGAAGCUGAAUAAUAUUCCAAAAUCUUUCAUUCUACCAAUUGAUAAAGAGCAUUUUAUUGAGUAUGCACAAAAAAAUCAAAAUAAGUCUUGGAUCAUGAAAAGUUCUACUCAUCGAUUUAUGCAUAUAGUUAACCUAACUUCAAAUUUAGACGAGAAUGGAGUUUUUAUUCAAGAAUUUAUUCAAAAUCCUUUAUUAAUUAAUAACAAAAAAUUUGAUAUUGGUGUUUAUGUCAUACUUACAAGCAUCAAUCCUUUACGUGUUUAUAUCUAUUCGGGAGAUAUUUUGCUUAGGUUUUGCAAAAAAGACUACUAUCCUCUGAAUUUAUCAUCGCCUGAAUCUUACAUUGUUGGAGAUGAUUAUUUACCAAUUUGGGAAGUACCUGAUUUGCAGUUUUAUUUCUCAGAAUUAAAUUACACAGCAAAAGAAUCAUUGAAUGCGUAUCUCCUAAAACAAGGUAUGGAUGUGAAAAAAAUGUGGCUUCAAAUUCAUGAGGCUAUUCAAGAUGUUUAUUAUGAAACAGAAGAUAAUUUAAAGUACAGUUCUUCAAUGUUCUCAAAUAAAAGAAAUUUCUUCGAAUUAGUGAGGUUUGACUUUAUAGCAGAUGCAGAACUUAAUGUGCAUCUUUUGGAGGUAAAUAUGUCACCAAAUCUUUCACCAGCUCACUUUUCUCAAAACGCUUUGUUGUAUGAACAAAUUGUUUUAAGCACAUUGAACAUUGCUGGCUUUGUCAGAAAGUUUCCUACAGUAGCACAAUACAGUGGAGAAGCAGAAGUAUCUGAGAAAGACCUUAAUGUAUUUCCUGAACAGUGUUCUUCUCAAAUUUGUUUUGCAUCAUGUAAGGCUUUGCACUGCAAGGUUUGCACUCAAUGUUUGACUGAUGAUAUCAAAGGAGUCUUCAAAACUGCUUAUGAGGAAUUUAUUAACCGAGGAAAAUAUCGGAGACUAAUACCACCACCAUCUGUAGAAAAGCAGGAUCAAAGAAAUAAAAGAUUCUUAAAAUUUUCGAUCGUGAAUUCUCUGAUGGCCAUUUGGUUUGAAGGAAAGUGCUUACAGGACGUUUCUUGGUGCUACUAAAACUUUAUAAACAUGAGAUCAGUGACUAAUUUAACUUAGUGUGAAAUUUCAGUUUUUAUACUUAUUAAACUAAUAAAGUUCACAAACAAACA
Molecule: messenger RNA, 1821 nt
Organism: Parasteatoda tepidariorum (common house spider)
Lineage: Eukaryota; Metazoa; Arthropoda; Arachnida; Araneae; Theridiidae
Gene: TTLL15
Product: tubulin tyrosine ligase-like 15
Biological process (GO): protein modification process
Source: RefSeq, a predicted model, not a curated record